UUUGACAGUUCACUUUAAAAAUUUUGAAGUAACGUAUUUUGCUUCUGUAUUUGAAUCCAGAUUUUUCCUAGAAAUCGGAUCAGAUUCUAAAGUAUAGAACUGUCCAAGAAAAUGUCUUCGGCCGCUCAAAAAAGCAAAACUGCCAUCACUUUAAAGGGUUCUGCUGCAAUAGUCUGUGAUUAUUUGAAUUACGGUAUCAAUUCGAUAUUAUUCCAACGGGGAUUGUACCCUCCUGAGAACUUUAAGGCAGAGGAGAACUACGGGCUCACGAUUUUGAUGUCUACAGAUGACAAAAUAAAGCAGUUUUUGUCUACAACACUUGGUCAGCUCAAAGACUGGCUAAUUGAACGAACAGUUAACAAAAUAGCUGUGGUGAUUACAAAUGUAAAAACCUUGGAGGUAAUGGAACGUUGGGAUUUCAAAGUUGAAUAUGAAGGAGACACCAAUGACUCUGAACAAGUAUCCGAGAAGCCCCUUAAGCAAAUUAAGAACGAAAUCAGGGAUGUCCUGAAACAAAUAGCGUCUUCCGUGGCAUACCUCCCACUUCUAGACUGUUUGUGUAGCUUUGAUAUCCAAAUAUACACCAAGAGUGAUGUGAAGUUACCUGAAGAAUGGGCCGAAGCACAACCUGCUAAUAUUAAAAAUGCCCAAAGUGUGAAAAUGAGGUCAUUUACUACCAAUAUCCACAAAAUGGAGACUGUAGUUACGUAUAAAAACGAGGACUGAAUGUUUUAAUAUUGUUAGGUUUUUUAAGGAGUUUUAAGGCUUAUUUUUACCAAGACUAUUACUUGUAUUUUGAAGCUUAUUGUAUUUUUAGAAAGUUUUACUCAUAGUGGUGAAUAAAUUGUAGAAUUUUA
Molecule: messenger RNA, 857 nt
Organism: Leptinotarsa decemlineata (Colorado potato beetle)
Lineage: Eukaryota; Metazoa; Arthropoda; Insecta; Coleoptera; Chrysomelidae
Gene: mad2
Product: mitotic arrest deficient 2
Biological process (GO): mitotic spindle assembly checkpoint signaling
Cellular component (GO): cytoplasm; kinetochore; nucleoplasm
Source: RefSeq, a predicted model, not a curated record